Molecule: messenger RNA, 1896 nt
Organism: Metarhizium acridum CQMa 102
Lineage: Eukaryota; Fungi; Ascomycota; Sordariomycetes; Hypocreales; Clavicipitaceae
Source: RefSeq, a predicted model, not a curated record
AUGUUGCAAGCAUCAAGAAGUGGCCCCGAUGCGCAGGCGGACACUCCGGCCGGAAACGUGGCCCUCGCACGCAACGACGGCAAGAAGCACCUCCUCAUAGCCGUCUCCGGCUCCGUCGCCACCAUCAAAAUCGCCAACAUCAUCAACGGCCUCGCCUACCACAGCAACCUCUCCAUUCGCCUGGUCCUCACCGCCUCGGCAGAGCACUUCCUCAGCGGCCAGUCCGACGAGCAGCCCACCGUCGCCGAGGUGCGGCGCCUGCCCAACGUCGAUGGCAUCUACACCGAUUCCGCCGAGUGGACGAGGCCCUGGGCGCGCGGCGCUCCCAUCCUGCACAUCGAGCUGCGGAGAUGGGCCGACCUGCUCAUGAUUGUGCCCCUGAGUGCAAACACCAUGGCCAAGAUGGUGGCGGGCAUCUGCGACAACCUGCUGCUCAGCGUGGUGAGGGCGUGGGAUCACGACGGGUCCAUUGACGGCGUCAAGAAGAAGAUUGUCGUCGCCGUCGCCAUGAACACGGCCAUGUGGAGGAACCCGCUGACGGCCAAGCACAUCAAGACGCUGGAGGAGGAUUGGGGCGGCCAUGACGGCUGGGUCGAAGUUCUGAGGCCCGUGUCCAAGACCCUGGCCUGUAACGAUGUCGGCGAGGGUGCCAUGUGUGCCGAGUGUGAGCGCUGGUGGCCAGCUGUCUGCCAGCUGCCGGUCCAUCAUGACUUUUUCUGCUCCAUCCGGUCUCCUGCUCUCUCACACAUCAUCAACAUGCAAAUUCUACAAGAAACCAACUCUUCACCUCUUCACAACUCCGGCUCCGUCACCCCAACACACACCAUGUCGCCCCCCCUUGACGACUCUCCCGAAGCAAGCUCCUCCACGGCGGCUGAAAAGGCAAUUUCCACUCUCCGUGCAAGACUGCGCAGCGAAGACCCAUUCCCUCCUCCCUUGCACGCCUCCGCAUGCUCGGCCGCCGAGCCGUACUUGAAGAACAAUGACAUAUACAAGCAGCUACGAGCUACCUUUUCCUCGCGGGUAGUCAUGCCAACCCCCCGCAACACUCUAUGGCUCGAAAAACUAAGCAUCGCAGAAACAUUUGCUCGCUCCGGCGAAGAGACGUACAAGUUGGCCGUGUCCAAUAUCCAGACCGUCCACAAAUCCAUCUCCGGCCAAAUCGACGCCUUUCACGCCGAAUCGGCAUCGGCGCUGAGCGAUGCCGCCGCUCUCUACGACAACAUAUCGUACCCCUUGUCUAGGACGAUAUGCCACUCUAAAAACUUCCCCCGGGGAACCAUUGCGCAGCACCUGUCUGUGCUAAAGGACAAGAUGAACGCCGCAGAGAAGCAGCUGGCGUCUCUGCACGCGGAGUGGAUGGCGUGUGUCGACCAAGAAGCAAAGAUUAUGGCGGUGACGGAGGUCGACGACGAUUCAGACUCGGCCAAGGAGGUCGACGCCCUGGUGCAGGAAAUUGACGGCAUAGUGAGGGACAAGGCUGCUGAACUCGAGCAGAUGGACAAGGUGAGUGGUCUCUUGGCUCGUGGGCUUCGUGCCGGGUCUAACGGGGCGGCAAAGGAAUACCGUGACUUGCUGUGGAAGGAGUCGCAAAAGAUGAUGCAGGCCAUGAUGGCGGUGCACGCGGAGUUGAUGGCGUGUGUCGACCAAGAAGCAAAGAUUAUGGCGGUGACGGAGGUCGACGACGAUUCAGACUCGGCCAAGGAGGUCGACGCCCUGGUGCAGGAAAUUGACGGCAUAGUGAGGGACAAGGCUGCUGAACUCGAGCAGAUGGACAAGGUGAGUGGUCUCUUGGCUCGUGGGCUUCGUGCCGGGUCUAACGGGGCGGCAAAGGAAUACCGUGACUUGCUGUGGAAGGAGUCGCAAAAGAUGAUGCAGGCCAUGAUGGCGGACUAG